AUGAAUGUGACUAACCCUAUCGCAAUCAAUGGAGCACGUACUCGUUUAACCACCGCUCAUAAAAGUGCACUAGAACGUGAGAAAUGUCCACCCCAGUACCCUAGAGUGCUCGCAAACUUGCUCAGUAGAGUACCCGACGAUCCAACACAGCCUAAAUCUAAAGCAAAUUCUACAGAUUCCGAAACAGCAACCACUAGUUCCAAUAUAACAAACACACUCGCCAUAACUAUUAGUUCGCCCGCAGAUAUACAAACAUCUGCUAGGUCAGAGAGUGAUCAUAUGGAAGUACAAUCAGAGAUCACUAAAUUAUCAUCAGACCUCAAACGUAAGUGUCAAAGCGAUAGCGAUAACGAACGAGCUAGAACUAGACUCGAAGGCAAUGAUGAUACAUCAUCAAGCGAUAACGAACGAGCUAGAACUAGACUCGAAGGCAAUGACGAUGAAUCGUUAGAUACUAUGUCUGAAGAUGAAUUGGUCGCAGUCUUAGGAGAUGGGUUUAACUCACCACCAAUCAGUGAUCCAGAAGCGAGAAAGGAACUCUCUGACUUUAUACAAACCCGUACUGAUAGUAAGAUGAAAUCGCAAUGA
Sphaeroforma arctica JP610 is the source of this 588-nucleotide messenger RNA. RefSeq lists its product as hypothetical. The transcript has a single exon. The coding region runs from base 1 to 588 and encodes 195 amino acids. The record is from RefSeq and is a predicted model, not a curated record. Lineage: Eukaryota; Ichthyosporea; Ichthyophonida.